This is a messenger RNA of Closterium sp. NIES-65, 1908 nucleotides long. NCBI's taxonomy places the organism in Eukaryota, Viridiplantae, Streptophyta, Zygnematophyceae, Desmidiales, Closteriaceae. The record is from the annotation of a GenBank genome assembly.
AUGGAGCAGCUACCGUCAGUAGAGGAACUUAAGUCUCUAGCUGUCGAGUACUUAUCAAAGGCUGAGACUUCUCUCUGGAAUGUGCUUCCGCCCGUCGUGCAAGCAUCCCCUGUAUUCCUCGAUAUAAGCCGAGCUCUUAAUGUUCGCGUUGAGACGGCUCUGUUGCUGUCCACGAUCGGCGUCCUACUGGCCUCUCUUAUAUUCCUCCUAGCUGUGCGUUUGGCCUUCGCGGGCCCUCGAUUCAACACCAUCGUGCUUCUGGGCCUGUGCGGAGCCGGCAAGACGUCCCUCUGGUACAAGCUGCGGGAUGGGUCAACCCACGGCGGCACAGUGACGUCCAUGGCAGUCAACGAUGACAAGUUCCCCCUGCACGCCGAGCUGAGCAAGAACCCCAGGGCCCGUCCAGUGCAUCUGGUGGACCUGCCUGGCCAUCCCCGCCUGCGCUCCCUGGGGGCUCCGUUCCUCUCCCGCGCCUGUGGGAUCGUGUUCCUGGUGGAUGCCCUUGAUUUCACUCUCAACAUCCGACCUAACGCAGAGUACCUGUAUGAGCUGCUCUCAUCUGCUGCGGUGCAACGGAGGCGGGUACCGCUGCUGCUGGCGUGCAACAAGAUGGAGAAAGUGACGGCACACUCGGUGGAGUUCAUCCGGAAGCAACUUGAGAAGGAAAUCUAUUCUCAUUUCCGCCUCAUUCCACCUCUCCUGCGAUUCUCGCAGCUCACAGCCGCUCGAUUCGCCUCGGAGGGCUUCGCAGUGUUUGGCGUCGACUACGAGGGUCAUGGCAAAUCGGACGGUCUGCGAUGCUCGUUCAGGUCCGUAGAGCAUCUGGUGGACGACUGCUGCGCCUUCUUCGCGUCCGUCAAGGCGAAGGCUGAAUGUUCAGGGCUUCCGUCGUUCGUGUACGGGGAGUCGCUGGGAGGCGCAAUCGCCAUGACCGUGGCACUGCGUGAUCCUGACAGCUGGACUGGUCUGGUCAUGGUGUCUCCCAUGCUGCGCAUCAAGGAGGAGCUGCAGCCUAGCUGGGCUGCACUGCAGGUUCUUCGGGUCCUUGCAACGAUCAUUCCUGACAGUGCCUUUGUGGCCACCAAGGGAGACCUGAUUCGCCUCUCGUGCCGAGAUCCUGCAAAACUUGAAGUUGCUCUCAAGAACCCACGCCGCUACAGUGGUAACCCACGCCUCGGCGUUGCCUUUGAGCUCCUGCAGAUGGUUUCAUCCAUGAAGGAUGUUGCCAAGCUCGACGUCGAGCUGUCCGUUGAGGAGCGCAACCUCCUCUCCGUUGGCUACAAGAACGUCAUUGGUGCUCGCAGGGCUUCAUGGAGAAUCAUGUCUUCUAUCGAGCAGAAGGAGGAGAACAAGGGCAACGAGCAGAAUGUGGCGAGGAUCAAGGAGUACAGGUCGAAGAUUGAGGCGGAGCUCUCCGAUAUAUGCCAAGACAUCCUCAACAUCAUUGACAGCAAUUUGAUCCCCUCAUCUGGCACUGGGGAGUCGAAGGUUUUCUACUACAAAAUGAAGGGUGACUACUACCGCUACCUCGCAGAGUUCAAGACUGGCGCUGACAGGAAGGAGGCCGCUGAGCAGUCGUUGAAGGCGUACCAGUCAGCUUCCGAGGUCGCGACCGUCGAUCUUGCACCAACCCACCCCAUCCGCCUUGGUCUUGCCCUGAACUUCUCUGUGUUCUACUACGAGAUUUUGAACUCACCAGAGAAGGCUUGCCAACUGGCCAAGCAAGCCUUCGACGAGGCUAUUGCCGAGCUUGACACUCUGAGCGAGGAGUCCUACAAGGAUAGCACCCUUAUCAUGCAGCUUCUUCGUGACAAUUUGACACUCUGGACAUCUGAUCUCCAGGACGAAGCCGCCGCCAAGGACGAGUCUGCUGAGGAGAAGAAGGAAGAGAAGCCCGCUGACGAGUGA